Aureobasidium musti is the source of this 1312-nucleotide messenger RNA. Lineage: Eukaryota; Fungi; Ascomycota; Dothideomycetes; Dothideales; Saccotheciaceae. The record is from the annotation of a GenBank genome assembly.
GCAACGAACCAGCUUUCCAAGAACUCCUUCUCCAACAGCAUCCAUCGAUCACAUGGACGCUGACCCAAUACCUGAUAUCAACAACAUGCCUGCCAGUGACGAUCAGGAGAUGUCUGAGCAGCAAGAAAAUGGCGAUCUUAUCCAGCAAGGCAUGUCACAAGAAGAGCGAGAGGCUUAUGACCUGGAAACCCAAGGCUACUGCAUCACCAGCUGGAAACAAGUCUGCCGCGCCGGAGAAGUAGCAAAAGCACGACGUGAGCGAGCAGAGAGACAGCAACAGCAAAAAACCGAUAUACUCGCAUACCACAAUCGCCACAAAGAACGCAACAAAGAUCGCCGCGAGAAUCAGCAGGAGAUCGAGCGCAUCACUCAGCAGAAACAACGCGAGAUUGAGAAGAAGAAUCUCGAGAUCCAAGGGCAGUACUUGAAGAUUGCUGCGUUGAAUACGGCUCAGAAAGAGAUGAAGCGGAAGUAUCAGGAAGAGAUGCAAGCGCUUUUGCUGGCAGACCUUCGUGAAUGGUGUCAGGUUAAUGAUGAAGAGGUUGAGACGUUGAAGGAGACUAUCGAUCGUCAAGGUAAGUGGGCUCCGCUCAUAACUUCAGUCGUACCUUCCACGAUUGCUGACCAUACUUGCCAGNCACUCCCACCUGCCUACGCCGACACCAACAAACAAGUUCACAUCCCCAAAGUUACAGAUGGUGGUCCCGCAGAUGCCCGAACCGUCAUCUCCUCAGCCAUCACCUCCCUCCACGAAACCAUCGCCGACCCCGUACCUUCUCGACACACAAACCCUCUCAUUCGUGUGGCUAACAGUCUUCGCGCCUCUCUUUCUCUCAUCAAACGCGGCCACAAACUCAAGCUCUGGCCGCGAUCAACCAUUGCUUUGGCUCUACAUGCCGUACACGAGUGCGUCGACCGUGUCGUCAUGUACCUCUCCCUGCACCCAGAGCUCUACGCCUCCUUACCCUUGGCACCACGCUUUCUAUCCCGUUUGCCAGCAAUUGCCAAACGCGCACACUCCGCACUCCGAAAAGCAUUCGCUGCCGCCGAUGCCUUAGCCCUCGAGUUGUGUUCUCUACACUUUGCUUCUGGAGGCCGAAGGGCUCAAUUAACUGGUUUUGCCUCUCGGUCGAUUGUUGCUACAUCACCAAACUCGAUGCAGGACUCCAAUGACGAUUUUCUGGAUUUGCAGUUUUGGAAANAGAGGUUUGAGGAUGUGAAGGCAGAGGCACUGGAGUGGAAGGAGGAGGUUGGUGUUGUGGUGUUUCAUGAGACGGUUACUUGGUUGGAGCACACAAUCUUGUCGACUAUU